Messenger RNA from Gilbertella persicaria, 996 nucleotides. RefSeq lists its product as uncharacterized. Bases 62 to 769 code for a protein of 235 amino acids. Gene Ontology annotation, biological process: lipid metabolic process. The record is from RefSeq and is a predicted model, not a curated record. Lineage: Eukaryota; Fungi; Mucoromycota; Mucoromycetes; Mucorales; Choanephoraceae. The transcript has a single exon.
CUUAGCCUUUCCUCAACUAUUGAUACCAGUAGUUUUUGAUGUCAUUGACACAAGACUGGAUAUGUAUCUCAUUCAACGUCAGCAAGGAAGACAGAUCCAACCCUUUUAUGAAGUCUUGAGUAUUUGGAAUCAAGUCUAUCCGCUUCCCAAUGUUAAACAAGAGCCUAGUCUAGAUCAGAUCCGUCAUGAUGCCGCUCGGUUCUUAAUCAGAGCAGGUAUGUAUAUCUUGAUCUAUAUACCACUCUUUGGCUUUAUGGAUGGGUUUGUCAGAGUCUGUCAAGAACCACCUGAAUCACUGAAUACGACUGACGCCUAUCUGAGUCGAGUAUGGACUUUGGGACAUCCUUCUUUCAAGUUUUUAUUCUAUUAUUUCUGGAUAGGUAUCACACUCACACUUCAUAUUGUGAUUAUACCUCUUCUCCAUCUUGUUUUUCAUGCCAUUCAACUAAAUCUGGUGAUUUGGUUGCCUUUUCAUCACAAGUUACGUGUACGACUGCACCAUGAUCUCGCUCAGUUUGUUGCUCAGCCUUCCUUGUUCACCAAACCCUGGUUGACUCGCUCUGUACAUGAUCUCUGGUCAAGGCGAUGGCAUCAGGUCUUUCGUUCAGGAUUUCUUCAGUUAGCUUAUUCGCCUGUCAGACGAUGGUUUACCAACAAGACAAUAGGAAGAUGUGCAGGUACAAUGGCUGUCUUUAUCUGUUCUGUUCUCAUGCAUGACUAUCUGACCUUGGCCAUGAUGGGUUAUUCUUCGCCUAAAAAGGGUGUUUGAGGACACCAGACUCUAUUUUUUACUUUACAAGGCGUAGGCACCUUAGUGUCUCUCAAGAGCCCUGGUUUGCCUACUUGGCUUGCUUGGUUAUUGACUUGGAUCUGGAUUGUCUAUACAGCUCCUAUCUUUUUAGAACCUUAUAUUCGAUUAGGCUACCAUCAUUUUGCUCAAGUACCUGGAUUUCCUAAUUUCUUAGACCCUUUGAUGGGCAAAUUAUGUCCUUUUGG